Molecule: messenger RNA, 3256 nt
Organism: Cygnus atratus (black swan)
Lineage: Eukaryota; Metazoa; Chordata; Aves; Anseriformes; Anatidae
Gene: GLIS1
Product: GLIS family zinc finger 1
Exons: 10
Coding region: 59-2752 (897 amino acids)
Biological process (GO): regulation of transcription by RNA polymerase II
Cellular component (GO): nucleus
Molecular function (GO): DNA-binding transcription factor activity, RNA polymerase II-specific; RNA polymerase II cis-regulatory region sequence-specific DNA binding
Source: RefSeq, a predicted model, not a curated record
CCGCGGGGCUGAGGGAGCCGCGGCCGGUGCAGGAGAGCGGCGAGGGCCCCCCCCGGCCAUGCACUGCGAGCUCGCAGCGGGGCAGAAAGGCAGCUCGGGCCGCUUCGAGGUGACCGCUAAAUGCCAGGGAGCUCCUCCGAAGGACCAGCCGCGAGGGACUUGUCCCGGCGCCGGUAAAGCUCUCUUGAAUCCUCAGAUGUCCUUUAAGAGAACCGUCAGCAACAGCAGCGAGCGAGCGGAGCCUCAGCAGAGCCCCCCUGAAAUGUCAGCGCCUUUGCUAGACUUCGUCCCCAAAAGACCCAGCAUAUUCGAGAGGAUCCCGAUCCUGCCCAGGGCGCAGGAGCUGCGAUGCGCUAGAGGCUCCAAAGAUUAUUUCCAGCAGCAGAAACAUCAAAGCGUGAAGGUUAAUGGUGGCUACAAUCAUUGUAACUUGAUCUCUGAGAAGAAGAACAUGAUGGACAUGGAGAUGACAAGUAGCUCAGUACCUGUCUGCAGACAAGGACUAUUCAUCCACACAGGAAACCCACUCAUGCGAGACCACCCACUGUCCUGUGAGAGAUUGCUUCAUGUUGGUCAGCUGAACUUGACACACUCUGAUAUAAGGUCACCCAGGUUUCAAGACUCGGUAGAUUCUGCUGCUCCAUGCCAGAAUGGAAGUCACCCAGCUCAGCACAUUAAACAAGAAUGCCCCAGUGAUUAUAAGGUUCUGUCUGAGGCUUCCACGCAUAGAAGGAUUACGGAGGGGAUGGAGCUGAGAGCCUCUGGUAGCCUGCAUCCUGAAAUAGACCUAAUGAAUAAUAGCUUUACAAAUUCACUUUCUUCCUACUUGUUUAAUAAUGAACAUAGCUCCUCCCUGGGUCCGUUGUCACUUGGCACCCCUCAGCACUCAGCUAGGCUACAAACAAGCAACCUGAAGAAGAGAUGCAUCUCUGUUGUGCCGUCUUCAGCUGAAGGAAUUGACAUUACAGCUAUCAUCCGCACAUCACAGACGUCACUGGUCACCUGUGUGAAUGGACUGCGAACUAAUUCAGCUGGCAUUUCCUCUCAUCCCGUGGAGAUCAGUCAUCACAGUGCUCAAAAAUCCUCUCGGCCCCAGUCUUGCUCUCAGCCUGGAAACCCUUGCAGUAUUCCCUCCCCUCCAGCAUGUCUUGUACCUAUUUCCACUGAAUGUGACAGAGGUGACUGUGAGCAGAUACAAAUGCAGCAAGUCGAGGAGAAUGGAAGUCUCAGCCUUAUGAUGAAUGGUAGUAGCAUUCCUCAUCAAAACACCUCCCACAGCACUCAGAAGGUGAGUUUCUUAAAACAAGAACCAGCUGACGAUUAUUCCUCCGCUGCUGAUCUUUUCCGACAUCAUCAGGGGCUGCCUCCCCCUUACCACCUACACCAGCAGCUAAGCCAAACUCAAGGGACACUGCCUCACUUGCACGCCUCUAUGUCUCCGAAAUCCCUUCAGCCCAGCGAAGGGGAUGAACAGGACCUCGGCAAUGGCAAGCAGAUCUGUCGGUGGAUUGACUGCAGUGCCACUUAUGACCAACAAGACGAACUGGUCAGACACAUAGAAAAGACGCACAUUGACCAGCGGAAAGGAGAGGACUUCACUUGCUUUUGGGCAGGCUGUGUCCGCCGAUAUAAACCCUUCAAUGCUCGUUACAAACUGCUGAUUCAUAUGAGGGUUCAUUCUGGAGAAAAACCAAACAAGUGCAUGUUUGAAGGGUGCAACAAGGCAUUUUCUAGGCUUGAGAACCUUAAGAUUCACCUCCGGAGUCACACUGGGGAGAAGCCGUACCUGUGUCAGCACCCAGGCUGCCAGAAAGCUUUCAGCAACUCCAGCGACCGGGCAAAGCAUCAGCGAACACACCUGGAUACCAAACCGUACGCCUGUCAGAUUCCUGGCUGCUCCAAACGCUACACCGACCCCAGCUCGCUGCGCAAGCAUGUGAAAGCUCAUUCAGCCAAAGAACAACAGGUGCGUAAGAAGCUAAAUUCAUGUACUGAUAUCGAACAGGAUGUACUAAGUGAAUGCUUAGCUAUACAACAGCUCCACACAUCUUCACAACACAUUUUGGAUGGGAAAUGUGGUCGAUCUGUAGGUCAUCAUGAUUUAAUUACAGGCAUGUACAGUGGUUCCAGUGCUAACCAUAAUGGUCCCUCACCGGGUAUAUUGCCACCUCCUCACGACAUCCCUUCAAGACACCAUCCGCUUGACUCCACCCUCUCCAAUCCACAUCACCAUCAGUCACCGUUGGAAAGUGCCAGGGAAGGGCUUGCUCCCAACAUAAUCUCUCCGCUUGUCAGCCCCCUGAAAGCAUUAGUUCCACCUUCCCUAUUGCAGAAGCACGGCUCUCCAUCAUCACACAGCCAGUCACCGAAUGGGCAGCAGUUUUCUGGAAUACCAAAUAAACCAUAUGCUCAAUUUCAAAACCAGUCUGUACAGCAGGGAUCUCAAGGUUACCAAGGCAGCUUUCACUCAAUACAAAACUGUUUCCACUACGGAGACUGCUACAGAACAAUGGACCAGUCUGUCACCAGCGAUGUGCUAACAGGGGAAUCCCAUUGCUUCAAUCCUCUGAGACAGAAUGGCUAUCACAUACUCAAUGCACCUUUAGCUUCAACAGGCUAUGAGGCAAUCUCUGAAGCUCAGUGUGCGUCUGAAGACAUGGUGUCCAACGGAACUGACGAGAACGGAUUUUUCCAGAACAGCGCCUUUGAUCACUGCUUGAAUCACAUUCCUCCCAUCUAUACAGAUACCUAAGAGCAGUGCUGACCUUCCUUCCUUUAUUAUACCUAUAACUGUGUAUGUAAUAACAAAGGUGUUGCUCAAGUACUUUUAUUUAGUCUGUAUCCCUAUAUGUGCUCAUUUAAAUAAACACCUCACAUUUACCAAACCAUUUUAUACAUGAAUAGUCUGUAUAAGAUAAUAUUGGAACCUGUUCCUUUGCUGUGGCACUUUGAAAUUCAUGCUUUAAGGGAAUGAGGAGCAUUUCAAGCAGCUUGUUUUGUAAGUUCUCUCCAUAAAGUGUAAAUGUAAGUUAUAUAAUAAACUUGUAAAGAUUUUUUUUUCCUGAAAAGUAUGUUUCAGUUUGAGAAUGUUGGUCCCUUUAACCAGUUUUCAAUUAACUCAUUGGUCAAUUCUUUUCUCUUCUUCUUUUUUUUUUUUAACUAAAAGGAUUUUUUUUUUAAUCACAGACCUCAUGUAUAUAAAAAUCUUUUGCUCGCUGGUUUUAUAUUUUCAGUUUUACAAGAAAGCAUUAAAAAC